AUGAAUCAAAAAACCAUUGGCUUCUUUUCAUCGAAACCCUUUGUCGAACGAUCCUUUCGUUCUCUCAAUCACUCAAUUUAUACAAAAUUUCUUCGGGAUGUUGAUUUCUUGAGAGAAUAUUAUCAACCAUUGCUCUCAAAAAACCUUCCAGUGAGAACCAUUGGAAUUGAAAAUUUGAAAAGUACUACUAGUCAUCAUGAUCAUCAACCAUGUCCAACAAUUACAUUCAAACAAUUUCUUUCCAAUUAUUCAAAUUUAGAAAGAUCUGGUCCAUUUAAUUUAAAAUUCAUUGAUGCUCGAUUAACUGAAUCUACUCUUGGAUUGGCUGAAGGUUGUGAUUACAUUACUGUCUUUGUCAAUGAUAAUGUUAAUAGAAAUGCUUUGAAAUUAUUAAAGUCUCAAUUUGGAGUAAAAUGUAUUGCAUUGAGAUCAGCUGGAUAUAACAAUGUGGAUCUUUCAGCAGCUACAGAAUUUGGCAUUAAAGUGUGUCGAGUUCCAGAAUAUUCACCUGGUGCUACUGCUGACUUUACAAUAGCCAUGAUUAUGGCUCUCAAUAGAAAAAAUACAUCGAGCAUUUCAAAGAAUUAA
Messenger RNA from Naegleria fowleri, 588 nucleotides. RefSeq lists its product as uncharacterized. The transcript is spliced from 2 exons. Bases 1 to 588 code for a protein of 195 amino acids. Gene Ontology annotation, molecular function: D-lactate dehydrogenase (NAD+) activity; NAD binding. NCBI's taxonomy places the organism in Eukaryota, Heterolobosea, Eutetramitea, Acrasida, Naegleriidae. The record is from RefSeq and is a predicted model, not a curated record.